ACAUAACUUAUCAAUUUAGAUAACGCCAUAUUUUUUACUUGCUAUAGAUUAAACACUAUGUUUAAAUAUCUUAAAUUUUAAAAAUUUGAGUUGUAAUCCAUAAAUGAUAAAAUGUGGGUGUUUGGAUAUAAGCUAGAAUGAAGACCUCAUAUAAAUGGCAAGCCUUGAAGAAUCUAUGUUCUCGAGUGACGAUGCGGGUUCCCAGCAUGUGAGUUCUCUGAAUAAGGACGAAGAAGGAUUUAUUAAACAUAUCCGGGAAUAUGACAAUUUUCGGUCCUUUAUUGACAAUGAUGAAUUGAAAGCGGAAAUAGAGACAGACUCUUUACGUGGCCUUAACAGAUACAUCAAAAUACACUUUAAAGAAUGGAAAGACAAAAAACUGGUUGUUGGAGUAACUGGACACACUGGCUCAGGAAAAUCUAGUCUGAUCAAUACACUGAGAGGAUUAAAAGCAAAGGACGAGGGUGCAGCUGCUGUAGGAGUCACGGAAACUACAAAAGAUAUUAAAUCAUACGUUUACCCGGGAAACGAUUCUAUCAUUCUCAGAGAUUUCCCAGGGGUUGGGACAAAAAACUUUCCAAAAGAAGAGUAUUUACAGAAAACCAAAAUUCUGGAUUCAAGCGUGGUGCUCAUUGUUAGCUGCACACGAUUCUCUGAAACUGAUUUGUGGAUAGCUGAGAAGGUAAUUGCCGUUCAACGAAAUGUUCUUUUCGUUCGAUCAAAAAUCGAUAUUGAUUUAGCUAACUCGGAAGCCGAUGAUCCAGAUAACUUCAGCGAAUAUACAUGCAUGGAAAAUAUCAAAACAGACAUUAAAGACAAUUUGAAAAGUUCUUAUCUAGAUCCACAAUUAUACUUUGAUGCCAUUUUUCUAGUAAGUUCUAGACAUAGAACAAAAUAUGACAUCCUAUCCCUGGAGAGAAAGGUGAUUAGUCUUCUUAGUAUGAAAACUGAAGCCAUCUGCCAUCUUUUGUUCAAACAAAUGGAGGAAGCCAUAAAUAAUAAAACAAAGACUAUUAAAAAAGAAUUCUUGGGAAGAAAGGUUGCGUCAGUAGUAACCGGCUUCUUACCAAUUCCAAAACUCGAAUCAACGAUUGACACGUACCAUGUUAAGAAAAUAAUCGAGGAAUGUGAAGUAAAAUAUUGUGUUGAUAGAGACUCUAUCACUGAAUUUGCUGGAGAAAUAAACAUGUCGGAGAGUGAAAUUCAAAGUCGAAUGAAAUCAUGUGAUGAAAGAGUGAGAGAUGAAAAUCAAUUAUAUACAGAAACGGAAGACAAAAAAUGGAUUUUUGUGCAGAAGUAUUCCAAGUAUACGUUUCCUGGCCUCGGCAUGCUUUUCUCCGCUUACAAGUCUCCUCGUACAAUGCAAGAAUGUCUAGACAAGAUUUGCGAUGUCAUGGCCGAUGACGAAUUGAUGUUGGUUAAACUUAGAUUGAGAAAACUUGAAAAAGAUCUAAAAAGUUAAAACACAAGACAAGACUUGCAAUGGCCCAAUUCAAGUUGAUAAUGAACAUAAAUUUAGAUAACUUGAAAAAUAUUUCACAGUGUCUAUUGCCGCGUGAUCAGGGUGUGUUGUGCUUGUUAAAAGUUCAUUGUAAAUUAAACAGAAAACAACAUUGAUUUUGACUGGCUGACUAAAAUACAAUUUUUACAAAAAUACAUAGCAUGCGUAAAGCAUUGCAAACGAAGUUUGUUAACAUCAUUUGGCGGUAAUCGUAUUCGUAGAACUGUAUUCGUAUUUAUUUGCGACAAUCACUAAGGAUUUAUGUCAUAUACGGAACGUCAAGUUGGGUAACUCAAGUGUUUCUUAAGGAUCUGACAUAGUUUGAUAAUCGAUGUGUUAAUGAGAUAAAACGGACACAAAGUAAUAGACAAUUAAGGAUUUUGUGGUAAACGUGAUAAAACUGUUUCACUUGGUUUUCGUUCGACAGAAAUUUAAUACACUUAAACGACUCAAUAGGUAAUGAUUUAUGUAUGCCAAAGAUGUAUUAAUGUGAGUUAAAUGUUGUUGAUUUUUUAUAAGUAUAUUUGUUACAGAUAAUGGAUAGAGUAAAUUUAAGUUUGCUCUUUUUUCAUUCAAAAUAUUUACAAUGCUUCAGAAUACACCUAUCCUAAGUUCACUAUGCAAAGAGAGGUUUUCUAUGGAAUCAAUUUUUAUUUACACUUAUCUGUUUCAAGUGUCAUCAAAGAAAAAAUUCGCGUUUCAUACUCGAAAUUAAAAACAAAUCACAAAAACAUCAACAAAAUAACGUUGCUACUUUAAUUGUGUAUUUACAUGGGGCAUGGCGUGUGAGUAUUAUAAUAUCGAAGUAUAUUUGAGAUUUAUAUUUAAAAAAUGUGAUAUAAUUUGUAGUUAUAAAUAAAUACUGUGACAUUUGGUUUCAACUGCUUACGAUAUUGGUAUGUGUAAGACCGCCAUAACGUCAUGAAAUUGAAAUGAAAAGACUAUGGUAUUAGAAUGAAUUGUUAAUGCACCGUUUACAAUACAAUACAAUAUGAGUCAGAUAAGAUUAUCCCACUAGCUUAUUAUCUAAGAUCAUAUCAGAAUUUUAUAUAAAUCAUUUUAUGUAUCGUAAAACGUGUAUUUGUGUUAAAAGUCUGUGAAAUAAAUAUUUAUUGUAUGAGUGUAGGUUAAUACUGAAUUUAUCGAACGAGUUGAAUAAAAUUAUAAAUCAAAAUGUUAU
This is a messenger RNA of Ruditapes philippinarum (Manila clam), 2681 nucleotides long. Its product is annotated as interferon-gamma-inducible GTPase 10-like. The record is from RefSeq and is a predicted model, not a curated record. The transcript has 3 exons. The coding region runs from base 155 to 1462 and encodes 435 amino acids. Gene Ontology annotation, cellular component: membrane. NCBI's taxonomy places the organism in Eukaryota, Metazoa, Mollusca, Bivalvia, Venerida, Veneridae. Gene Ontology annotation, molecular function: GTP binding.